UACAUUAUACUCUUUGGUAUUAACCUAAAAACUGUUUCGAGUUCACGUUAUUAAAAAAGCGAUUAUUAACAAUUAAUUAAUGAAAUUUCUAUAAGAAAGAAUCAUUACCCGCCAAGAAUAUAAAAUGCUCGAGCCAUGGAAUGAUCAAUCUUUGUUACCGCCUCCGGUGAACACAUUUCUUUGUAAACAAAAGUUAGAUUUAAAAGAAUUAACCUAUACAACAAAUAACAUAAUUGAGAUUUUAUCUAGGCAAUCCCCUCUUCAUAAAGAAGGUGCUAUAUUAUCCAGAUUCUUAUACAAAUUCGACAAGAAAUUUCGCAAUGAUAUGGGCUACCGUAAUUUUAAAAAGGUAAAUACGGCACUGAGGAAAUAUUUGACUCUAAACCUUUUGAAGGAUGUAGAAAAAUUUUCAUCAUAUUUACCGAAAGAAAACGACAAUGAAUUAUACCUACCUACUAGGCAAAUGUUAGAAUAUAUUUUAAUUAGGAUAAUGUCAUUUUCUAAACUAAUGCUAAGAAUUGUAGUUUGCUCUAAGCAGUCUGCAAUUUUUUACUUAGAUAGAAUUAAACGAGGAGAAAGUCACUGGAUGUGUUUGAUGCCAUAUGCUCUUUUAUGUAGAAUAUGGUCUAUGACACUUGUUCUGUUACAACAUUCAUGUAACUGGUAUAAUCAGCUAUAUCAAGUUAUAGGGAAGCUUGAAAUUAAAGGCUUAGCUUUUUUACCCCCAAAUUAUAAAUUACCUAAUGACUUGGAAGAAUGGUUAGAUAUGAAAAAUCUAAAUAGUCUUGGAAGUUUUGAAUGGACUUGUAAAAUUAAAAUAAACAUAGAAGCAAUUGCUAUGGAAGAUGAUUCAGGAGAUUUAUGUGAGAACAUUUUGGAUUAUGUAAGUCAGAUCAAUGAAAAUAUAGACAAUUCUGAUGAAAAUGAAAUAAAAUUACCUUUUAUAAAGGAAACAUUUCAUAGUGAAGAAGUACAUCUAAAACAGACUGAUUUGGGUAUAGCAGUCUCUAGAAAUUCUUUAGGUAAAUUAGAUGAGCCACUAGGCAAUGAAAAUAAAGCUGCUGUUCACACAAUUGACACAGUUACAAAUAUAAAUUCUUUGAAAGAUUUUAUAAACAAAGAGGAAAACUUAAGGAAUGAAUCAAAUGACAAAGCCUUAACCAGUCAUCUUAGCUUCAUGCAAUGGCAAGCAUUAAAAACUUGUUUGCUAAAUCUUGACACCAAUAAGACUAAACCCCGAAAGAUACAAAGGAAGUUUAAAAGAAUAUGGCAAGAAAAAUGUUUGGAUUACAAAUAAAACAAUAUAAUCAUUUUAAAUAAUA
Molecule: messenger RNA, 1322 nt
Organism: Colias croceus (clouded yellow)
Lineage: Eukaryota; Metazoa; Arthropoda; Insecta; Lepidoptera; Pieridae
Product: nucleolus and neural progenitor protein-like
Exons: 2
Coding region: 125-1297 (390 amino acids)
Biological process (GO): positive regulation of Notch signaling pathway
Cellular component (GO): nucleus
Source: RefSeq, a predicted model, not a curated record